AUGAUAUGGCGGUGCAGUGCUGGUGCUGAAUUGCUCUCUCUGAUGGCUCUAUGGGAGUGGAUAGCACUGAGUCUUCAUUGCUGGGUUUUAGCAGUUGCUGCUGUUUCGGAUCAGCAUGCCACAAGUCCCUUCGACUGGCUCCUGUCUGAUAAGGGACCCUUCCAUCGCUCACAGGAAUACACAGAUUUUGUGGACAGAAGCCGGCAGGGAUUUAGCACAAGAUACAAGAUUUACAGGGAGUUUGGCCGCUGGAAAGUAAAUAACCUUGCUGUGGAGAGAAGAAAUUUCCUUGGUUCCCCACUGCCUCUUGCUCCUGAAUUCUUCCGCAAUAUAAGACUAUUGGGACGUCGACCCACCCUUCAACAAAUCACGGAAAACCUCAUCAAGAAAUAUGGGACCCACUUCUUGCUAUCAGCUACCCUGGGAGGAGAGGAGUCACUCACGAUUUUUGUGGAUAAGCGGAAGUUGAGCAAGAGAUCCGAAGGAAGUGAUUCUACAACCAAUAGUUCCUCAGUGACACUUGAGACCCUUCAUCAACUUGCUGCUUCCUAUUUCAUUGACAGGGACAGCACAUUACGGAGACUUCACCACAUUCAAAUUGCAUCCACUGCCAUAAAGGUAACAGAAACACGAACUGGUCCUCUUGGCUGCAGUAACUAUGACAACCUAGAUUCAGUCAGUUCGGUUCUGGUUCAAAGUCCUGAGAAUAAGAUUCAGUUACAAGGGCUUCAAGUCAUCCUUCCAGACUACCUACAGGAGCGUUUUGUGCAGGCAGCUCUGAGCUAUAUUGCCUGUAAUUCAGAGGGAGAGUUUAUUUGUAAAGACAACGAUUGCUGGUGUCAAUGUGGCCUCAAAUUCCCAGAAUGCAACUGUCCUUAUAUGGAUAUUCAAGCCAUGGAAGAAAAUCUUCUUCGAAUAAGUGAGACCUGGAAUGCCUACAACAAUGAUUUUGAGGAAUCAGAUGAAUUCAAAUUCUUUAUGAAAAGGCUUCCCAUGAAUUAUUUCCUCAACACAUCUACCAUAAUGCAUUUGUGGACAAUGGAUUCUAAUUUUCAGCGUCGUUAUGAACAACUGGAGAACAGCAUGAAACAACUUUUCCUAAAGGCACAGAAAAUUGUAUACAAGCUUUUUAGCCUUAGUAAGAGGUGUCAUAAACAACCACUCAUCAGCCUGCCAAGACAAAGAUCUUCGACCUACUGGUUAACCCGUAUCCAGUCAUUUCUGUAUUGCAAUGAAAAUGGCCUUCUGGGAAGCUUUUCUGAAGAAACUCACUCUUGUACUUGCCCCAAUGACCAGGUCACCUGCCACGGUUUCCUUCCCUGCAUUGUGGGAGAUGGAUCGUCGUGCUUAACCUGUGCUCCUGAUAAUCGUACACGAUGUGGAAAUUGUAAUACCGGAUAUAUGCUGAGUCAAGGGCUUUGUAAACCGGAAGUGGCAGAAUCAACAGAGCACUAUAUUGGCUUUGAGACUGACCUGCAGGACCUGGAAAUGAAAUAUCUUUUGCAGAAAACUGACAGGAGAAUUGAAGUCCAUGCCAUAUUCAUCAGCAAUGACAUGCGUCUCAAUAGCUGGUUUGAUCCUUCCUGGCGCAAACGAAUGCUCCUUACCCUAAAGAGCAACAAGUACAAAGCAAGCCUUGUCCACAUGAUUUUGGGUCUCUCUCUGCAGAUUUGCUUAACUAAAAAUAGCACCUUGGAGCCAGUUUUGGCUGUUUAUGUCAAUCCGUUUGGAGGCAGCCACUCUGAGAGUUGGUUUAUGCCUGUGAAUGAAAACAGCUUCCCAGACUGGGAACGGACUAAGUUGGACUUACCACUUCAGUGUUAUAACUGGACACUGACUCUAGGCAACAAGUGGAAGACUUUUUUUGAAACAGUACAUAUCUACUUGAGGAGUCGCAUCAAAUCAAAUGGCCCAAAUGGCAAUGAAAGCAUCUACUAUGAACCACUGGAGUUUAUUGACCCUUCCCGGAACCUGGGCUACAUGAAAAUCAACAACAUUCAAGUAUUUGGCUACAGCAUGCACUUUGACCCUGAAGCAAUUCGGGAUUUGAUCUUGCAGCUGGACUACCCUUAUACUCAGGGAUCCCAGGACUCAGCACUUUUGCAGUUGCUUGAGAUAAGGGACCGUGUAAAUAAACUUUCCCCACCUGGUCAGCGUCGUCUUGACCUUUUCUCUUGCUUGCUUCGUCAUAGACUCAAGCUGUCGACUAGUGAGGUGGUGAGAAUUCAAUCUGCUUUGCAGGCCUUUAACUCCAAAUUGCCAAACACAAUGGAUUACGACACAACCAAAUUAUGUAGUUAA
Molecule: messenger RNA, 2301 nt
Organism: Vombatus ursinus (common wombat)
Lineage: Eukaryota; Metazoa; Chordata; Mammalia; Diprotodontia; Vombatidae
Gene: BRINP3
Product: BMP/retinoic acid inducible neural specific 3
Exons: 7
Coding region: 1-2301 (766 amino acids)
Biological process (GO): negative regulation of mitotic cell cycle; positive regulation of neuron differentiation
Source: RefSeq, a predicted model, not a curated record